AUGAUCAUGGAAAGCGACGAGUUGAUCGAAACGAACAAGCCGUCAAAAUCAAUCAAAUCAAUCAAUGAAAAUGGAGCCUCUGGUUUUCAACGAUUUUGGGCUCAAGAAGCUAAUCGGCUGAUUGUUUUCACUCUUGCCGGUGUGAUUUUUGGAGUGAGUCUUGGAAUACUGCUGAUUAGUGUUGCUGAUUUGUCGGAAGAUGUCAUCGGAUACAUUGAAUAUCCGGGGGAGAUAAUGAUGAGAGCGCUGAAAUGCGUAGUCAUGCCGUUGAUAAUAACCUCCUUGAUUUCGGGCUUGGCGAGCAUGGACCCAAAAACGUCGGGAAAGCUCGGAAUUAGGGCGAUGACGUAUUAUUUGUCGACGACGAUGUGUGCGACUAUUUUGGGUAUGAUCCUCGUCAGCAUCAGUAAACCUGGAUCAUACGCGGAAAAACAACUUUGCUCGGAAAACAUCACGGCCAAUUGUGUCGUUUACGAGCCCAGUCACGUGUCAACCGUCGAUACUUUCCUGGACAUCGGCCGAAAUCUCUGCCCCGACAACGUCUUCGCCGCUACUUUUCAACUCGACAAGACGGUAAUUGAAGAAACUAAAGAAGGAGCAGUUCAGAAGAAACGGAUCAAGACGGCUUCUCCCAACGUUCUUGGCUUAAUUUCCUGCGCGCUGCUGAUCGGGAUUUGUAUGCAGUUGCAACAAACGGACGAAAACGUUGUUUUGGUCAUCAAACUUGUGGACGUUUCAACCUUUUUAAAGACCACUCCAAUCGGAAUCGGCUCGUUGAUUUGCGGCUCUAUCGUCAAAUACGCUGGUGCUUCGACGAUUUCCACGAUGAUCGGAAUCUACACUGUGACAAUUCUCGGCGGCCUCGCUUUCCAUGCUCUGGUCAUCUUGCCUUUGGCUUAUUUUUUCUUUACACGGAACAAUCCUUUCAGAAUCUACAGUGGCCUCGCUUCAGCUGUUGUUACUGCUUUUGGCACGUCAAGUUCGGCGGCUACUUUGCCUCAGACUAUGUCUUGUCUUGAAGAAAACCUGAAAAUGGACAUCCGAGUGACCCGAUUUAUGCUCCCUCUUGGCGCAACAAUGAACAUGGACGGAACUGCUCUUCUAGAAGGCGUCGCGGCCAUCACAAUCUCUCAAAUUUACUCCUCAAAUUUGCAGUUUUCCGAUUACUUUACAAUUUCGCUGACUGCAACACUGGCCUCGGUCGGAGCGGCUUCGAUUCCGUCCGCGGGCUUGGUGACGCUCGUUCUCGUCGUUUCCGCGCUUGGCUUGCCCACAACAGACAUUGGAAUCCUGUUCAGCGUAGAAUGGGUGCUCGACCGAUGCCGUACCGUUGUGAACGUUUUAGGCGACUCCAUCGGCGUUGGAAUAAUAAACCAUUUGUCACGUGACGACUUACUUCAAUGA
Messenger RNA from Oikopleura dioica, 1404 nucleotides. Lineage: Eukaryota; Metazoa; Chordata; Appendicularia; Copelata; Oikopleuridae. The record is from the annotation of a GenBank genome assembly.